Ruditapes philippinarum (Manila clam) is the source of this 3716-nucleotide messenger RNA. RefSeq names its product solute carrier family 2, facilitated glucose transporter member 1-like. The coding region runs from base 336 to 2051 and encodes 571 amino acids. The transcript has 14 exons. NCBI's taxonomy places the organism in Eukaryota, Metazoa, Mollusca, Bivalvia, Venerida, Veneridae. Gene Ontology annotation, biological process: monosaccharide transmembrane transport. Gene Ontology annotation, cellular component: membrane. Gene Ontology annotation, molecular function: hexose transmembrane transporter activity. The record is from RefSeq and is a predicted model, not a curated record.
CAAGCUGGGACAGAAAGAUACACAUUUAAGUCCCAGAUUCAAGAAAUCUUUAAGUGGAUGUUUUUUCGUAAACAGAUCAAAUAAUGACAGUGUAGCCGUAAAACAUAUGUAUUGAAAUAUUUUAAAGGUCUUCUCCGGAAAUUAUUAUCACUUUUACGGAAUGGAGAAUGGAGGCUCCAAUAUGAAGGAAUCAGCAGAAAAGGACUGUCAACCGAUAGAAAGAGGGCUGUAUGACAGAGUGAUACGAUUUCUUCUGAAAGUAGUUCCGUGUCGGCUCAGACUGGUCCUAAAUAUUUGAAAAUAUAACCUGAAUAUUACCAUCAAAGCAUUACAAAAUGGGGGAUACGGAAGGGGGUGCUACGAUGACAUGGUGGUUGUUCCUUAGUAUUACAAUAAGCGUGUUUGGUAACUCCUUCCUGUAUGGUUAUAAUAUAGGGGUUGUCAAUUCUCCGGCAAGGUUGAUCAAAGCCUUUUACAAGAUGACCUAUCUCGAACGUGAUGGAAUAUUUACAUAUUACAAUCCUGCAGACAGAAAUUUAUAUUUUACUUCACUUCCGGGCAACUAUUCCAUGUCAUCCACUGCUGAACCGCUAGGUAACGCUCAAACAGUAGCGGAACCAAUGGCACAACCGGAACCAGCUGAUGGUUCCAAUGGCACAGAGACAUUUCGUAACCCUUUUAUAGCUAGAACAGAGGCUGAGAUCGAGGCGGACAAUGUCAUUGAGAUACUCUGGUCAAUCACUGUCGCUUUUUUCGUUUUCUUUGGAAUGAUUGGUGCAUUCACAUCUGGUAAAAUAGCUGAUAAAUUUGGCAGAAAGAAAGGCAUGGUUUUAAUCACAUUUCUCAUGUUUUUGGCGGGAAUAUUUGGCGGUAUACCGACAGUAGCAAAAUCACCUGAAUGUGUCAUGGUAUCAAGAAUUUUCGUCGGGCUUCACACAGGAAUGGGUAUAAGUUUGGCAUCCCUGUACUUGGCUGAAAUAUCACCAAAGAAGAUCCGAGGAGCGGUCGGCACGUGUCAUCAACUUUUUGUCACUAUGGGUAUACUAUGGUCAAUGGUUUUGGGUCUUCCAAAAUUAGCUGGUACAUGGGACGCUUGGCCGUCGCUUUUUGCUUUCAACGCGGGUCCUGCUCUAGUGUGCUUGAUUUUUCUACCACUAUGUCCAGAGAGUCCCAGAUAUUUGUUGAUCAAGAAAAAUGACGAGGAUGGGGCAAGGAAAGCCCUAAGAAAACUUCGUGGUAGCAGUUAUGAUCAUAUAGAAGAGGAGAUAGAGGACAUGAAAGUUGAGGCUAGGAAAGCGUCGUCGGUAAAAACAUUUACAAUGAAGAAGCUUUUAGUAACACCAGAGUUAAAAUUGCCAUUAAUUAUAGCCAUCGUCGUCCAGAUAGCGCAACAAUGGUCUGGUAUAAAUGCUGCAAUGGCAUACUCUAGUUUUAUUUAUGCUCAAGCUAAUGUUGAUGACAGUGUCAUACCAUAUGUUGUUGUGGGUCAAGGUGCCAUGAAUGUCGUGUCAACUUUAGUUAGCGUCCCGCUUAUGGAGAAAUUAGGUCGGCGACCACUAUUGAUAUGGCCGCUAUGUGGCAUGAUAGCAUCUUUUAUAGCACUAACUGUAUGUCUCAAUCUUCUACAAGACCCAGCAUAUGAGUCAUCGAAGAACGCUCUUGCGAUCAUUUCUAUUGUUGCCAUGUUAACAUUUGUCAUCGGGUUUGCGUUGGGACUUGGUCCUAUUCCAUAUACGAUAGUAUCCGAGAUAUUCCGGCAAGAACCACGUGCAGCGGCUAUGAGUCUCUCCAUGGCAAUCCAGUGGACUUGUAAUUUUAUCCUGUUAUUAACAUUUAGGUUUAUUCAGAAAAGUAUAGGCGCCUACACAUACCUUAUAUUCAUCAUCAUCAUGGUCGCCUCGUUCAUCUUUUUAUUCAUCUACGUGCCGGAGACCAAAAAUAGGACGUUCGAUGAAAUCGCACGUGCCAUAGCUUCCGGUAGAGAAAAGAAAAAACGUCAAUAUAGUGAAGACGAAGAGGAGAUGCAGCCAAUGGAAAAACGCGAGGACUAGUCAGUUAAAACAUGUAUUGAACACUUAAGGCAUGGUUUCUUGGAAAUAAUUCUUAAGCUAUUUCAUUGAAACGUAUUUCAUUCUUAGAAAAAUGUUAAAUUUCAAGGAAAUAAAACAGUAGAUAGAGAAACAUUUACUGAUUAUAAAUGAUUAACAAUUAAAACCACAUUAAGCCUUUAAAUUCAAACGAAUACGAUGACUUUUUCUCUGAAUAACAGACAAACAUGUGUUUAAUAAUGUUUUAGAAAUUGAGUUAUGUACAGCAUGUUAGAUGGUAAUCACGCGCAUACAACAAUACUUUGUUUGUCUUUAAAUGUAGCAUAAAUGAAACAAAGUGGUGUUUUGAUACUAUAUCAGGGGAAUCAAAUCAAAAGGCAAAAGAUGGUUUCGCUAUAUGACCUACGAGCUGUAACAAAACGCCCAUCUUUUAAGGCAUGAUGAGCCCCUUAACAAAAUGUUACUCUUUUACAACCUAUCUAAUGCUAGUUUGUAUUGAUUGGUCAAAUGAAAGAAAAAUAGCAUGCUGAUUAGUCAAGGCCCUCAGUGUACCACAAUGUCUGUAUGUGUCCUUAAACUGACCAUUGCAUUAUAAACUGUCUUAUGUAGCUUAACUAGGUAUCUUAUUGUUUAAGUAAUGAAAAUGACAAGAGUAAAUUUGUUCGUGUUUAAAUACAAAUACGGAUUUUUGUUUAUGCUAUGUUGUAAUUUGUCAUGCCAUGCCAUGCCAUGCAAGUUGUAUACUUUUUAUGAUGGUUUCAGAUUAAAACCAUACCGCUGUGUAUGGUUAAAGUGACAUUAUGCCAAAUCCAAAAGUAUAUAGUGAGUGAACAGGUGAAAGUCAAAAUAUGUUUACAUUUUUCCAUAAUUCCUUUCAAUUUUAUAAUUCACUUUGCAUGAACAAUAAAUAACUUACAUGGCCCAACGAAAUUUCUGUAAAUAUUCAUCGAAAUAUGCCUUUAAGGUUCAAUUUAUUAAAAAGAGUGGGACAUUCUUUCAACAUUUUAGACACAUUUUUAUUUUAUGCUAAACAUUUUCCAAUAUCGACUGUUCAUCAAUCACCUCCAUCUUUUAAAAUAUAUCGUUAAUUCGGCUCAACUUGACGAUCGAGAAAUGAGCAUAAUGUCACUUUAGUUGGAAAACUACGUCUAAAGUUUACAAUUCAUUAUUUGUUAUAAUAUACAUGUAUAUCUUUAGGAUGUUGAAAUUUAUCAUUCAGUAUUUCAUUUGUAAAUACAGUUUUUGUCAUUUUACUAGUUUAUUAGAUUAAAGAAUAUAUUUUUAUACUAGAAAAAAAAAUAAACGUUGCAAUGAAAUGUUGAAUGUAUAUAUUGAAAUGAAUUGUUGAUCAUUGAUCAUUUUAUUAGAUUUUAAAUUUAAAGUUUAUUUUUCAUAGCAUAUUAUAUAGAGCUUUUUUAAUUAAAGAAAACAUUUUACAUGAGAGUUUCAAGGAAUUUUUGAUACUAGUUUUCUUGUUGUUGUUUUUUUUCCACAUAUUUUUAUAUGGAAUGAAAUUUUAGGAGCAUAUGGGGUGUCAUUUGUUUUUCUUUUUUCGAGUCAAUUUAUACAUCAGUUUAUGUAGAAUCUAUGCAUUUCUUCUUAUUUUAUGGCUAUUAGAACAUUUUAGAAAUUUACAAAUGAAUAGAAAUAAAGAAUAUGUUCACUUUU